Ochotona princeps (American pika) is the source of this 2572-nucleotide messenger RNA. RefSeq names its product septin 6 (gene SEPTIN6). Bases 235 to 1902 code for a protein of 555 amino acids. NCBI's taxonomy places the organism in Eukaryota, Metazoa, Chordata, Mammalia, Lagomorpha, Ochotonidae. The transcript is spliced from 11 exons. The record is from RefSeq and is a predicted model, not a curated record. Gene Ontology annotation, biological process: cytoskeleton-dependent cytokinesis; cilium assembly. Gene Ontology annotation, molecular function: molecular adaptor activity; GTPase activity; GTP binding. Gene Ontology annotation, cellular component: septin ring; microtubule cytoskeleton; septin complex.
GCAGCGCGUUCCAGCCACCCCCUCCAGGUAGCCUACUUCCGAGGGGGUGGGCGAUAGAGGAGAGGUUGGGGUUGGAGCGGCGGCAAGGGGGGCCCCUCCCUCGCACCUCCCCCCACCGGACUUGGUCGCGCCCGAAGUGUAACACUUUCUCUUUGUCGGAAGAGCUCCUCGGUUUCCUGUGCAGUAGCUCCCGUUGCGGCGGCACCCGUGGCAGCCCUGGCGGACGCAGGAGCGAUGGCAGCGACCGAUAUAGCUCGCCAGGGUGAAGGUUGCCGAACUGUCCCCCUGGCUGGACAUGUGGGGUUUGACAGCUUGCCUGACCAGCUGGUGAAUAAGUCAGUCAGCCAGGGCUUCUGCUUCAACAUCCUGUGUGUGGGAGAGACAGGCUUGGGCAAGUCUACUCUCAUGGACACCUUGUUCAACACCAAAUUCGAGGGGGAGCCGGCCACCCACACACAACCUGGUGUCCAGCUUCGGUCCAAUACCUAUGACCUUCAGGAGAGCAAUGUGGGACUAAAGCUCACAAUUGUUAGCACAGUGGGCUUUGGGGACCAGAUCAACAAGGAGGACAGCUACAAGCCCAUCGUGGAAUUCAUCGAUGCACAGUUUGAGGCCUACCUACAGGAGGAACUGAAGAUCCGAAGAGUGCUGCACACUUAUCAUGACUCCCGGAUCCACGCCUGCUUGUAUUUCAUUGCCCCCACGGGUCAUUCCCUAAAGUCCUUGGACCUAGUGACAAUGAAGAAGCUGGACAGUAAGGUCAACAUCAUCCCCAUAAUUGCCAAAUCAGAUGCCAUAUCUAAGAGUGAGCUCACAAAAUUCAAAAUCAAAAUCACCAGUGAACUUGUCAGCAACGGGGUCCAGAUCUAUCAGUUCCCUACGGAUGAUGAGUCGGUGGCAGAGAUCAAUGGAACCAUGAAUGCCCACCUGCCAUUUGCGGUCAUCGGUAGCACAGAAGAACUGAAAAUAGGCAACAAGAUGAUGAAGGCGCGACAGUACCCUUGGGGCACAGUGCAGGUUGAGAAUGAGGCCCACUGCGACUUUGUGAAGCUGCGGGAGAUGCUGAUUCGGGUCAACAUGGAGGAUCUGCGGGAGCAAACCCACACCAGGCACUAUGAGCUGUAUCGCCGCUGUAAGCUGGAGGAGAUGGGCUUCAAGGACACCGACCCUGACAGCAAACCCUUCAGUUUACAGGAGACAUAUGAGGCCAAACGGAAUGAGUUCCUAGGGGAGCUGCAGAAGAAAGAAGAGGAGAUGAGACAGAUGUUCGUGCAGAGAGUCAAAGAGAAAGAAGCGGAGCUCAAAGAAGCAGAGAAAGAGCUGCAUGAGAAGUUUGACCGCCUCAAGAAACUGCACCAGGAUGAGAAAAAGAAGCUGGAGGACAAGAAGAAGUCCCUGGAUGACGAAGUGAAUGCUUUCAAACAGAGGAAGACGGCGGCUGAGCUGCUCCAGUCCCAGGGUUCCCAGGCUGGAGGCUCACAGACUCUGAAAAGAGACAAAGAGAAGAAAAACUCUUACUGUUUUACAGUUAACUCUGCUGUUUGCUGCAUGCUGCAUGAGACCCAGGGUCCUGUAAUCCAUGGCUGUGUACUGAAUAGUAUUCCCCGCUACAGCUGGACUGGACUCCAUUUAGCAUUUUAUGCCAAGAUUCCUAGUUUAACUGACAGCUUUCCUUUGGAGUGCCAGGCAGCUGGGCUCCCCAUUCCUGCCAUGUACUCCAAGCCCCACUUCUUUUUGAGUUCUGCAACUUGUUCCUGCCUCGUACUCCCAUUGGCACUGACCAUGACUUCCUCGCUCCCCCCACCCCCAUUAAAGUUGUUCUUUCGGGAUCACUUAUUUUCAAAUCACACAGGCAAACCAGGCCAUGCCAAAGGUCCAUGCCUUCUUGAAAAGGGGAAGUAGUUUUCUCUUUUCAACAAUAAUCAUAGGAAGCCAAAAAUAAACAAAAAAAGGGUAUAAAGCGAAUAAAUGCACACACUUUUUUUCUUGUUGGCAAAGCAAGAAUGCAAUUUUGAGAGGUGGUUGUUUGGUGACUUACAGAUCAGUAGUGACCAGAGGCAAGCAGAAACAUAAGUAAUUCUAUGGGAAAAUCCAAAUUAGGGUGGUACACUUUAGCAAGCCAUAUGCUUGGAAGUAAACACAUGAAAAUUAAUGCCAAUACCUAGUUCUAGAAACAAACCCCUUGGGUACUCAGCCAAUAGUUCUGAGAGAUGCAGGAACUGGGACCACCAAGUCCCCUUGAGAAGCUUGGCUGUUUUUAUGUCCACCAGCAGGUAAUCACUACUCCUGGGGUCACAUUUGCAUGACACACUAGAACCCCCUUUGUCUGGAUUGAGGGACAGAUGACUUGAGGCUGCAGAAGCUCUAAAUACCGCAAAAGUGAUGGAGCCAUAGCAUCUGUGAGAAGCAAAGCCAAGAUUUCAGAUUGAGGGAGAUAUUUUUGGUCAGGAAGCUGGCUAAAAAGAAGCUGCUUAGUCCACAAGAGCAAAUUGAGAGCUGGAGAAGUGAAGGCACUUGCCUGAGGUCCCCCUACUGUUUGGUUCCCUACACCAAACUAAAUCCCAUGUCAUUU